CUCCACGGGGCCCGGAGGAGGCCCCGGGACGCCGCCCGCCGCCCGAGAGGCCCAGGUCGGCUUCGAGUUUAUUGAAAGGGAGCAAGCAACAAGCAUGGCUGCAAAGGAGAAAUUGGAGGCAGUGUUAAAUGUAGCCCUACGGGUUCCAAGCAUCAUGCUUUUAGAUGUCCUGUACAGAUGGGAUGUCAGCUCCUUUUUCCAGCAGAUCCAAAGAAGUAGUCUCAAUAACAACCCUCUCUUCCAGUACAAGUAUUUGGCGCUUAACAUGCAUUAUGUUGGUUACAUCUUAAGUGUUGUCCUCCUCACCUUGCCUAGACAGCAUCUAGUUCAGCUAUACCUGUAUGUCCUGACUGCAUUACUUCUCUACGCUGGGCACCAGAUAUCUAGGGAUUAUGUUAGAAGUGAGCUGGAGUCAGCCUAUGAAGGACCAAUGUACUUAGAACCCCUAUCUAUGAAUCGUUUCACUACAGCUCUAAUAGGUCAGUUGGUAGUGUGUACAUUGUGCUCCUGUGUCAUGAAAACUAAACAGAUAUGGCUUUUUUCGGCUCACAUGCUUCCUCUGCUGGCACGACUCUGCCUUGUACCUUUGGAAACUAUCGUUAUAAUCAACAAAUUUGCUAUGAUUUUUACUGGGUUGGAAGUCUUAUAUUUUCUUGCCUCCAAUCUUCUAGUUCCAUACAAUCUUGCUAAAUCUGCAUACAGAGAGUUGGUUCAGGUAGUGGAAGUUUAUGGCCUGCUGGCUCUGGGGAUGUCUUUGUGGAAUCAACUGGUGGUCCCAGUGCUAUUCAUGGUCUUCUGGCUUGUCUUGUUUGCUCUUCAGAUUUACUCCUAUUUCAGCACACGGGAUCAGCCGGCUUCUCGGGAGAGGCUUCUUUUCCUUUUUCUGACAAGUAUUGCCGAAUGCUGUAGCACACCAUACUCCCUCCUGGGUCUGGUAUUCACGGUUUCUUUUGUUGCUCUUGGUGUUUUGACCCUUUGCAAGUUUUACUUGCAGGGUUACCGGGCCUUCAUGAAUGACCCUGCAAUGAAUCGGGGGAUGACAGAAGGAGUUACACUUCUAAUUCUGGCAGUACAGACCGGCCUAAUAGAACUGCAAGUUGUUCAUCGAGCAUUCCUGCUCAGUAUUAUUCUCUUCAUUGUGGUUGCUUCUAUCCUCCAGUCCAUGUUAGAAAUCGCAGAUCCUAUUGUUCUGGCGCUGGGAGCAUCUAGAGACAAGAGCCUAUGGAAACACUUCCGUGCUGUCAGCCUUUGUUUGUUCUUAUUGGUAUUCCCUGCUUAUAUGGCCUACAUGAUUUGCCAGUUUUUCCACAUGGACUUUUGGCUUCUUAUCAUUAUCUCCAGUAGCAUCUUGACUUCCCUGCAGGUUCUGGGAACUCUUUUUAUUUAUGUCUUAUUUAUGGUCGAAGAAUUCAGAAAAGAGCCUGUGGAGAACAUGGACGAUGUCAUCUACUAUGUGAAUGGCACCUACCGGCUGUUGGAAUUCCUCGUGGCUCUCUGUGUCGUGGCCUAUGGUGUCUCGGAAACCAUUUUUGGGGAGUGGACUGUAAUGGGCUCGAUGAUUAUCUUUAUCCAUUCUUACUACAAUGUUUGGUUGCGAGCCCAGUUGGGGUGGAAGAGUUUCCUGCUCCGCAGAGAUGCUGUGAAUAAGAUCAAAUCGUUGCCCAUUGCUACAAAAGAGCAGCUGGAGAAACACAAUGAUAUUUGUGCCAUCUGCUACCAGGACAUGAAAACUGCUGUGAUUACUCCAUGUAGUCAUUUCUUCCAUGCGGGUUGCCUUAAGAAAUGGCUCUAUGUGCAAGAGACCUGCCCUCUGUGCCACUGCCAACUUAAAAACUCCUCCUAUCUCCCAGGGUUAGGACCAGAUGCAACUCAACAGCCUAAUCCUGGGGCAGAGCAAAACAUUGGUCCUCAACAAGAAACUGACCCCCCAGGUGUAGAACAUCCUGCAGGGACAAAUGGCAGUGGCCCCAGUGAUGGUAAUGGACUAGUUGUUGAAAGGCCAGAGAGCCAAGAAGAAACCGUUGGCAGCAAAUAAUAUAAUCUGGUUCCUGAAACUUGUCCUGUUGCGGGCAUCCAGGCAGAGGAAAGGAGGCAAGAACUGCAGGGAACUGCAGGAGGAUUUAACUCAAGACUGAAUGUGUGUCUGGAUUUGAAGAACAGAGGAGAUGAUGUUUCUCCAGGAAUAGACAUUCCAGAGAUCCAGGAAAAUGCUCUCAGUAGACCACUUGCUUCUACCCCUUGGCAUUGUGAAAAAGUUUUACGGUUAUUGCUGGUGGAAAUGUAUGUAUGUAGCCCAGGCUGAUAUUUGAUAGAGAUCUGCCAAGAAAUUCAAUCUCAACAACUUCAGAAACUGCCACUGAAUUGUAAGAGAUUAAAUCAACUCAAAACUUCAAUAUUUGCAAGAGGAUAAGACAAAAAGGUUAAAAUCUGAGAGAGCUCUCUGCAAGGGAAAAAGCAGGCAUGUGCUGGAAAGACAUUUCGCUUUGUACGAGGAAUGGUUAGCCUUGUCCCAAAGUUUCAGAGAUAGGUAUUAGAGACUAUUGACCGCAUAGAUGUCCGUUUCCCCCCACCCCCCAUGCCCGCCCCCCCGACUUGAUUGGAACUCAGUCGUGGUGUUGGAGUUUUGUACUGAAACCAAAUCAAGAAUGUUAAAGCGUCGAUUGUAUUGGAGGUUGAACCGUGCUAAUACGUCAUCUCUGCAUUAGGCUUUGGGGUUGGGGUAGGGGCAUGGAAAUUACAUUUGCAUUCAUGUAAUCUGUAAUGACUCUUGAAAUUUAUGACGGAGUCUUCAGCCUUUUGAUGUAUAUGAAUUUUUGUUAAUAUUGUAUACUGUACUGGCUGUGUGACGUAAACUAAAGCUCUUGUGAACACUUUGUCGUCCACUCCGAAGUAAGGGACACAAGUGAGAUGAGCUUUAGGGCACAGAUAAAGGCCCCACUUGUACUUUCUAAUCCUGUGUAAUGUUUAAUUCUUGCAACUGAAUCAAAACAGUGUUAAAUUUGGGCAAUGUUUGCACUUUGGAAAUGAAUACAUCACUGUAUGACCAAACCGCAGAUGCCAUUUUUAAAGCUGUUGAUAGACUUUGCACCUUUUCUUUGACAAGGAUGUGUCGUAUUUAAAUUUUUACAUUCAUCAUGGCUUCAGGUAGAACUGGGGAGGGGGGGAAGGCAAUUUUUUAUGUGAAUUUUGAUAUGAAAAGAAACUAGUCAUUUAUUUAUACAAUAGGCUUGGCUCUAAAAGGUGUUUUUCAAAGUUGGUAAAUCCUAAUGUGAAUUGUGACAUUUUUCUUUUUAGUAGCAAAUUUGGAUGUAGACUGACGGACAAAACUGAAUGUCUUAAUAAAUUAAGUUUGAAGACUUUUA
This is a messenger RNA of Tachyglossus aculeatus (Australian echidna), 3362 nucleotides long. It is a transcript of the gene RNF145, whose product is annotated as ring finger protein 145. Gene Ontology annotation, molecular function: ubiquitin protein ligase activity; zinc ion binding. Lineage: Eukaryota; Metazoa; Chordata; Mammalia; Monotremata; Tachyglossidae. The record is from RefSeq and is a predicted model, not a curated record. The transcript has 11 exons. The coding region runs from base 95 to 2035 and encodes 646 amino acids. Gene Ontology annotation, cellular component: endomembrane system; endoplasmic reticulum.